UAACCCUGCAGAGGAACUCCUGGGUUCAAUGUAGAGCAGGGGUGUUCAACCCUGGUCCUCAGGGGCCGCUGUCCUGUAUGUUUUUGAUGUUUCCCUGAUCCAGCACUCCUGAUUCGGAUGAAUGGCUUCUUGUCAAGCUCUGAGGAAGCCUGAUGACCCUUUAUUUAUAUCAGCCUGCUGCAGAACUGCGCCAGUACAAUAGAGCUGAAGUUCUCCACCCUCUCUUCAACCACCUGUACACAUCUGAAGCCUCUCUCAUACAGGUGGUGGUGGUGUUGCCAUGCCAUGCCUGUGGGAUUUGCUGCCGAUGUUGGAAAAGUCCCCUGUGCUCACUGUCGCCUCCUGGAGGCCCAACCGGUACGACGCAGUGCUGCGUCUGGUCCUGUCCCACAUGGAGGUGGAACACAAGCUGCCUCUGCGCAGGGUCUACGCCGGCAUCCUGCCACUCUUCAUAGACAGGGCAACUGCGCAGCCUCCAAGGCUGCAUCUGUGUCCCUGGAGGUGUGAUGGUCCUGAGGAGCAGAGCCGGAUCGCCAUCCUGGACGCCCUGGAGAAGACCAUCACUGUAGCCUGGUCAAGGUGGCAUGUGAGGGGACUGGCUGACGUGUCGUCAGAGGACACGUCUGCUGCUGUCGACAACCACGUAGCUGGAAAAGUAUCUGUGCUUUGCUGCCUACAGAUAAUAUGCCAGACAUCAACACUGCUGGAUGAGCUGCUACCUCCUAUACCAGAAGGGGGGGCCAGAACUACAAUCAGACCCUGUGCUGGAUCUGAAUAUGUUGUACUGUGUAUUGUGCUGUGGUUUUAUAUAAAGUUUACAAAACACUGA
Messenger RNA from Hypomesus transpacificus, 829 nucleotides. Its product is annotated as TELO2-interacting protein 2-like. Bases 281 to 829 code for a protein of 182 amino acids. The transcript has 6 exons. Gene Ontology annotation, cellular component: nucleoplasm; centrosome; cytosol. The record is from RefSeq and is a predicted model, not a curated record. Lineage: Eukaryota; Metazoa; Chordata; Actinopteri; Osmeriformes; Osmeridae.